Hippoglossus stenolepis (Pacific halibut) is the source of this 2145-nucleotide messenger RNA. RefSeq names its product SIX homeobox 7 (gene six7). The record is from RefSeq and is a predicted model, not a curated record. Lineage: Eukaryota; Metazoa; Chordata; Actinopteri; Pleuronectiformes; Pleuronectidae. Gene Ontology annotation, biological process: eye development; regulation of transcription by RNA polymerase II. The transcript is spliced from 3 exons. Gene Ontology annotation, cellular component: transcription regulator complex; nucleus. Gene Ontology annotation, molecular function: DNA-binding transcription factor activity, RNA polymerase II-specific; RNA polymerase II cis-regulatory region sequence-specific DNA binding. Bases 171 to 1010 code for a protein of 279 amino acids.
GUCCUCCUCCUUUAUUCGCCUGCUCCCUCGGGCACCAGUUUCUCUGAAUUACUCCAAUACCAGGAAACCCUCAGUUGCGUAAGAGCCGCAGCAGAUAGAUGCUGCAAGUGUCAAUAAAGUGAAGUGGAGAGAGCGCACGGACUUUUACGCACCGGUGGACACAUCGAUCCAUGCGCCCUAGGAACCUGCACAGCUUCUCCUGUGAGCUCCGACAGCAGCCAGGCGACAUGUUCCCGUUGCCGAUGUUCACACCGGACCAGGUCGCUCGGGUGUGCGAGAACCUGGAGGAGACCGGGGACAUCGAGCGCCUCGGCCGGUUCCUCUGGUCCCUGCCCGCCGCCGUGCCGGGCUCCGCCGGGGAGGCGCUCAACCGACACGAGUCGGUGAUGCGAGCCCGGGCGCUGGUCGCUUUCCACGGAGGAAACUUUGAGGCUCUGUACCAGAUCCUCCAGAGCCACAGGUUCACGCGCGAGUCGCACGCCAAGCUCCAGGACCUGUGGCUGGACGCGCACUACCGGGAGGCGGAGAGGCUGCGCGGCCGGCCGCUGGGCCCGGUGGAGAAGUACCGGAUCCGCAAGAAGUUCCCUCUGCCCCGCACCAUCUGGGACGGCGAGCAGAAGACGCACUGCUUCAAGGAAAGAACUCGCAGUUUGCUGAGAGAGUGGUACCUCCAAGACCCGUACCCCAACCCGUCCAGGAAACGGCAUCUGGCGCAGGCCACCGGACUCACACCCACACAGGUCGGCAACUGGUUCAAGAACCGCCGCCAAAGGGACCGGGCCGCAUCUGCAAAGAACAGAUUGCAACAGGAUCCGUCCCACCUUCCCUCGGAAAGCUCCCCGGACGGGUCCCUUCAAGAGCGUCGCCACCACCCCCACCUUCUACCUCCCUCCCCUCGCCACCCGGGCAGCCCGGAGGCCAGCGACUGCAGCACAGAGACCGAGCGCAGGGGGACGGGAGCCUCCACUCCGGAGAUCUCCGUCAGCAGCGACAGCGAGUUUGAGUCUUGAGAGGACGGGACUCUCGUUCAUGGACAGACUCUUGUUUCCUGCAGGGACGAGAGCAGCGUCCGUCCUCAGACGUACGACAGAGACAAUCUGUGGCUGCGGACGCACGGAGAUGUUCGCGCAGAAAGGUGGACGAGCACGGAGAGCUGCUGUGGCUCAGACGGAACGAUAUGCAAAAACAUAAUGCACUUAAAAAAAGCACCAUGGCACAAACAUGACCUUCACUGUUUUAUGAAUGAAUGAACCGUGACUCUGGACUGUACAUAGGUAAACAUCUGCAUAGAAGUCCUACAAGACACAAGUACUCUCAGGAAAAGUAUUUAUAGAAAUAACACCAACGGUCUUUAGAUAAUGUGAAUAUUAAUACUUUAAGUUUUGAUACAGAUUUCAGUGAAUAUUUUGAUAGAUCACUUUCUAAUAGUUUUAAUGUAAGCGACGUAAUACAUUUGUUUGGAGACUGCUCAGACACGGUGAACAUUAAAUGCCUUGAGUAGGCUACUAUUGUAUGUGAAUAUGUUUACAUGCAAACAUUUAUAAUUGGACUAUUAUCAGAGCAAAGCAAAACCCAGACUGGAUAUUUCCAUGCAAACAUACGAACGAUUCACUUUAUGAAACCGUGUAAAUCCAGUUUCAUUCAGUGAUCCUGAAGAACGGCUUUGCUCUGACCUUAAUAAUAAUAAUAAUAAUGUGCAUGUAAACAUAGCAAACGAGCAAGUCAACACAUUUCAUUGCCUUAAAAAGGAACAAAGGGCAUCAGUCUUUAUCAACGCAAUAACUCACAGUGACGUUAAACGAGUUUUCUCUCUGUGAUCACGUUCACGUGCUGCUCAAACCACCAGUCUCUGCUACCUGCUGGGUUCCACCGGCCACUUCUCUUUUGGUGGUUUUCUUUCGACGCUGCUCUGACGAUGGUUUUCCUGCAGGAAGUGAAACAGAAACGACAAUUUAAAAAAAGAGGUCUUAACUCAGUGUGCCUAUUACAUUUGAGAACAGUGAGACCUGGUCCCAUGUGAUCGUGUCCUCGCGUCAGAAGGACGGUUUACCGUCUGCUGUCUUUCUUUCCCGUCACACGUUCAUGAAAAGAUGCAUUUUGUAAAUGUUUUGUGUAAAUAAAUGAAACUAUUUUUAUCCAAAUGUA